UCGCAACGCGUAAAAAUUUACUUUCCUCUGUAAUAAACUGUUCAGUCGAAAUGAGAAAGAGGACUUCGAAGCCUUCGAAACAUUCAUCAGCCGAAACCACGUCUAUAUGUCGAAUGUGCCUAUCGACGGAUGGCGCUUUGGAGCCGAUUACUUCCGAUGAACGAGGCGCAUAUCUUUUGCAACAAAUAUUCGCCAGUACGCAGGUUGAAAUGAAACUAUUACCGCAAUUUCCAUCGUAUUUGUGUUCGACCUGCGAAUCGCGCUUGGAUUCAUGGGAUAAGUUUCGCUGCCUAUGCGUCCUAAAGAAUGAAAAAGUCCAACGAUUUCUUAAAGAGGUGGACACACCAAAUUUAACCGCUGCCGAAAUAACUGCAGAACUUCCGAACAUAACGGAUGGCGUUAAAUCUGUGUGGAUCAAAACUGAGGUUGUCGAAGAAGAUUGUCAAUCGAAUCGAAUGGCUUCUAUUUCACAACAGAUAAGAACAUGCGACUAUUAUCGUCGUGACGAUUUAUUUGAGGCAGAGGAGGAAUCGCUGGAAACAAUUUUGAAACGGGAACCAAUGGACGAGCAACAACUACAAUUAUCGGUUGCAGAUCGGAAAGAUGAGCAUAAUAUGCUCAAGACGAAUCUUUCCGUUUUUAACCAUAAGGUUCAAGGAGAAGCUUCUAUGGCAGGAAAGACCAUUACGAGUGAAGGGAAAGACCAUGACGACACUGUAUCAAUCAAGGAUGAAAACAAUUCUUGUACCUCCCAUGACGCCGAUGGCCCCACAUUGAGUAAAAUGGAUCCUAAUACUGACGAAGAUUCAGAAAAUCCUUGUCAUCCAUCUGUCUCGACAGUUAACGAGCAGGGACUGUUGCCGUCGAAUGAACACCGAAGUCCCCAACAAGAUAUCACCGUAGCAGAGUCUAAAGAUUCGUCCAAACAUGGCUCAAAAAUUGGCACUAAUGUCCACAAAAUAAUACAAAACCACAAAUGCUCACAUUGUUCCGCUACCUAUCCAUACGCAUACAUGCUGAAGAUUCAUCUUCGCACGCACACCGGUGAGAAGCCAUUCCAGUGCAAUGUCAGUGACAAAGCGUUCCAUUCACAUAAGGAGGCACACCGGUGA
This is a messenger RNA of Anopheles bellator, 1112 nucleotides long. Its product is annotated as zinc finger protein 37 homolog. Gene Ontology annotation, cellular component: nucleus. The coding region runs from base 51 to 1112 and encodes 353 amino acids. Gene Ontology annotation, molecular function: zinc ion binding. The transcript has 4 exons. Lineage: Eukaryota; Metazoa; Arthropoda; Insecta; Diptera; Culicidae. The record is from RefSeq and is a predicted model, not a curated record.